Molecule: messenger RNA, 298 nt
Organism: Paramecium pentaurelia
Lineage: Eukaryota; Ciliophora; Oligohymenophorea; Peniculida; Parameciidae
Source: the annotation of a GenBank genome assembly
GAUGGGCACUUGCUAAACAAGAAAAAGAAAAUCUAAUAGUUAAAAUACCGCCACGACUCCUGUGACUUAGUUUUCUAAUAAAAUAAUUUCAUAUUCACAGAAUUGCAUUGAUACUAAACCACAACCAAAAUUUGUUCCUUAGAGACCCUCUAUUGUGGAAUAUACUUAAUAUGAUCCAACAAGUAUCUAUCUUUAUUAACUUUAGAUCCUCAUCGACAGUUUAAUGUGCUGAUAAAUGGAGUUCAUUUUGAAGUCAUAAAUUCAGUUGAAGAAGACAUUUUAGGAUAACUAGAUUGAU